CCGUUCCUCAACCUUCCAAAACCCGCAUUUCGCCGACUACUUACUCUCAAGAUCCGUCUCUUUGUCACGCUUAACCAGACGCCAAUUGAAACCUACCAAGCAGGCCAAAAAAAAAGAAGAAGAAUAAGACCAUGUCGGCCCCAACACCCGCCUUCUUCGCCGGCCCCCUCCGCUACUGCCGCUGGGCCGCCCGCGAGCGCCCCGCGUACUUCUGGUCCGUCGUCAUCGGCGGCGCCGGCCCGCUCAUGCUGGCCACCGUCCCGCCCGUCAUGAAGCGCCUGGGCUACGAGCGCGCCCCGCCGAUCCCCCUGACCUAUCCCAUUCCCUCCGGUCCGCGGAAGACGUUGACAGGCUACGACGACUGAGCGCCACACACAUACCGAAUAUAUGAACAAAACAAAACAAAACACAGGCAUAGGCACUAGAGGUGGAGUCGUGGAGUCGUGGGACCGAGAAGGCGGGAUCUACUACAUAAAUGUAUAUAUGAACCAAAGAACCAAAACUACGCUGCGAGCUUAGGGCUCGGGACGAAAGUACGAAGAUGGGGGGAAGGGAAAGGGAAGGGGAAGGGAAUUAUACCCUUUAAAAGGAAAGAUGUAUCGAAUGUACCUAUUACAUCGCAUCAAGACGAAACCAAAACAUCCCUUAAAGCCUCACCAGAAUCAACAAUCAACCAACCAACCAAGUCCAAAAAAGAGAUCGCCUAACUAGGAGGUACCUAGGUUAGGUAGUUUCGUUUCAUUUUACUCCCACACGACCCGUAUUCGCGCCGCGCUUUGCCGUGCCGUGUUAUUCAUUUCGUCUAUUCAUUCACUCAUCGGCUACUUUAGGUAUACAACAGGUAGCUUAUGUGCGUCUAGGCCAGCUGGCCUGACUUGGCCUGACUUGGCCUGACUUGACCUACCAUCUACCUAUCCAGGAUUUCUGAAAAAAGUCAAGUCUGUAAUUACCUAGACCUAACAGUUGGAAACGACGAUGGAGAGGAAGAGCAUACCCUCUUCCUCUCCCACCUC
This is a messenger RNA of Daldinia caldariorum, 1013 nucleotides long. Its product is annotated as NADH-ubiquinone oxidoreductase 9.5 kDa subunit. The transcript is spliced from 3 exons. The record is from RefSeq and is a predicted model, not a curated record. The coding region runs from base 132 to 365 and encodes 77 amino acids. NCBI's taxonomy places the organism in Eukaryota, Fungi, Ascomycota, Sordariomycetes, Xylariales, Hypoxylaceae.